CAGAGACAGACUUUGAAACAGCGCUGUGCUGCCCCUCUGUGGUGAUGUAGAGGACUGCAUUAUCACUCUGCUAUAAACCAUGAACACUCAUCUCACCAUAUCUGGAACUCUUUAUGCAUAAAAAUAUGAUUUACAGGAUUUUUCACUCCACAGCUCUCCUUCCACUGAAGCGCCAAACUUUAUUCACCAGAUAUUUUCUCAAUCAUAGAAACACUUCCUGUUUAUAAAUCUUUGUCUUUUAAGGAUCCAAACCUCAUAAACCAAACUGACUAAAUUAAAUCUGUAGAAACAUCUCAGAUGCAGUUUUCUGUACUUUUAUAAUCCAGAUAUAUUUUUCCCUGCAUGGAUUGUGUCUCUGAUAAAGUAUGGAGACUGAAAAAUAACCAAACCUCGUCCUCUUAGUAGCUGGACCCUCCUUAGACCAGUUUACAUUGUUAUGACCCCAAUAAAGUCAUUAUCAGUUCAAACAACAGUUAAAGGAACAGAUUCAAAUUCAUGUUAAAUGUGUGAAGAGAAGAAGUUCAGUACUAGAAAACAGCACAAAAGGUCCAAACACACUGGAUUCAAUUCAUUUAGACCCACAAACAUUCAGAACUCCUUCAGUAAUUUGUCAGUGUAUAAAAUGUGCCAGUUUAGCUUUUUCCCUCUCUACACAUUUAAACUGGAGCAACACCGACUUUAAUUCUAAUAGAAUCAACAUGAAACUUCAUGCGUGAACUUUCUGCUCUGCUGUAUCGACUAUUUUUGUAGAAGAAACACUAAUAAUCAUUUCACUAAUAAGUUCUGAGUUAGAAUAUCUGUAAACACUGAGAUUUUAAUAAAAAAUAAUCAUUCAGAUUAUUCUGACCAAUCAAAUCCUUCCACAUGUAGCCCCUCCCACUCUGCUGCUCCCUCAUUUCAGAGGAUGCGAAACUGAUCUCAGAGAGCUGCUCUCUCUCAGACUGUGAGGGCAGGAAAAUGGCCAGUAUUUCAGUAGAUCAGGACCAGUUCAGCUGUCCAGUCUGUCUGGAUCUGCUGAAGGACCCAGUGGCUGUUCCCUGUGGACACAGUUUCUGUAUGGUGUGUAUUAAUGGCUGCUGGGAUCAGGAGGAUCAGAGGGGGCUCUACAGCUGCCCCCAGUGCAGAGAGACCUUCACUCCAAGGCCUGUUCUACGCAGAAACAACAUGCUGGCUGAAGUGGUGGAGAAACUGAAGAAGACAGAACUCCAAGCUGCUUCUCCUGCUCUCUGUUAUGCUGGACCUGGAGAUGUGGAGUGUGAUUCCUGCACUGGGAGAAAACACGAAGCCAUCAAGUCCUGUUUGGUGUGUCUGGCUUCUUACUGUGAAGCUCAUCUUAAACCUCACUAUCAGUCUCCUGCCUUUAAGAAGCACAAGCUGGUCAAAGCCUCCAAACAGCUACAAGAGAAGAUCUGCCCUCAACAUGAUAAACUGAUUGAGAUCUACUGUCGUACUGACCAAAAGAUGGUCUGUUAUUUGUGUACGAUGGAUGAACACAUGGGACACAGUACAGUAGCAGCUUCAGCAGAAAGAAAAGAAAAACAGAAUGAGCUGAAGGAGAUGCAGAGGAGAUCUCAGCAGAGACUCCAGGAGAAAGAGAAGAAGCUGCAGGAGGUGAAACAGGCUGUGAAGACUCUUAAGAGCUCUGCACAGGCAGCAGUGGAGGACAGUGAGAGGAUCUUUACUGAGCUGAUCCGCUCCAUUGAGAAAAAGCGCUCUGAGGUAACAGAGCUGAUCAGAGCUCAGGAGGAGGCUGAACUGAGUGGAGCUGAAGAACUCCUGGAGCAACUGGAGCAGGAGAUUGCUGAUCUAAAGAGGAGAGAGACUGAGCUGGAGCAGCUUUCACACACAGAGGAUCACAUCCAGUUCCUCCAGAGCUUCCAGUCUCUCUGUGUCUCUUCUGGAUCUGAGGGCUCCUCCAGCAUCUCUGUCCAUCAACAUCUCUCAUUUGAUGGAGUGAGGAAAUCUCUCUCUGAUCUGAAGGAGAGACUAGAGGAAUUCUGCAAGCAGGAAUUCAGGAAAAUCUCUCCCCAUGUUUCAGCAGUUCAGAUGAUUUCACCCUCAGAGCCACAAACCAGAGAAGAUUUUCUACAGUAUUUCCGUCGUCUGACUCUGGAUCCCAACACAGCACAUCAGUACCUCAGACUGUCUGAGAAGAACAGAGUGGUGACGUUCUCGGGAGCCCUUCGUUACUCUCAUCAUCCAGAGAGAUUUGAGUACUGGUAUCAGGUGUUGAGUAAGGAGAGUGUGAGUGGACGCUGUUACUGGGAGGUUGAGUGGAGCAGUGCUGGAUAUGAUCUGUACAUCUCAGUCUCAUAUAAAGGGGUCAGCAGGAAAGGACAGAGUUAUGAGAGCAAGUUUGGACACAACAGUCAGUCCUGGAGUCUGCAGUGUCCUCCCCCUCUCUCUUUCUAUCACAACAACAUUCAGACUGAGAUCUCAGCCUCAUCCUCCUUCAGAAUAGGCGUGUAUGUGGAUCACAGUGCAGGAACUCUGUCCUUCUACAGCAUCUCUGACACAAUGACCCUCCUACACACAGUCCACACCACAUUCACUCAGCCGCUCUAUGCUGGAUUCUAUGUUAAUGGUUGGUUUGGGUUUAGGGGUGGAACUGUGAGGUUGUGUGAUCCAAAAUGAUGUGUAUGUUGUAAAUCUCGGUUCCCUUGUUGCACGAUUCAAUAUGUCAUGCUGUGAAAAUGUUCAGACCCCAUUCCCUCAGCUUCCUGGGUGGGUGUGGUUGUGUCAGCUGUUUGAGUCUUAAAGAAACUAAGAUAAUGAGUCUAAAGUCUUUUCAGUAACAGAGCUGAAUGAAAAUGUCUGUGUGCAGUGAUAAACUGUGCUUUGGAGAAAAGUAGAAGAAUCCUGUGUUCUAAUCCCACUGAGCUACAAACUCUUACAGCCUUAUAGUAGCUAGAUUUCCACUGAUUUAAUGUACAUCUGGCACCAAUACAGUUCAAGAAAUCAUUAAAAACAGUUUUGGUACCAUUAUUUUAUAGAAAUGCUUUACAUAAAGAAAAACUAAUGAAAUAUAUUUUGUUUUAUUGAAAAUAAAAAGUUUUGCUUUCCAUGAAAAACAUCAGUAUUAGUGUAUUAGUUUAUUAUUAGUGUAUUCAAUAAAUACAUGCAGGUAUUUUUCUGUAUAAGGUCAAAAAACAUUGACCACUUAUGUGAAGGACUUCAUUAAUUGGUCUCAUUAUAAAACAUUAAAACAUACACUGGGGUCCUAAAGUGGGGUCCACAAGUCAAAA
Pygocentrus nattereri (red-bellied piranha) is the source of this 3245-nucleotide messenger RNA. RefSeq names its product tripartite motif-containing protein 16-like protein. Gene Ontology annotation, molecular function: protein binding; zinc ion binding. The transcript is spliced from 6 exons. Bases 958 to 2634 code for a protein of 558 amino acids. The record is from RefSeq and is a predicted model, not a curated record. NCBI's taxonomy places the organism in Eukaryota, Metazoa, Chordata, Actinopteri, Characiformes, Serrasalmidae.